AUGACAACAAGUGAAAAAAGUUCCACCUCCUCUCCAGCUGACAUUAUAAAAGGAUGGAAAACGGAUAGACUUAUCAAAUUUUUGCGAAGUGAUAAAAAUUUUAAAGACUUAGGUCUUAAUGAUGGCUUUUUUACAAAGCUUGAGGAUGAAAAAAUCACUG
Funneliformis geosporum is the source of this 160-nucleotide messenger RNA. Lineage: Eukaryota; Fungi; Glomeromycota; Glomeromycetes; Glomerales; Glomeraceae. The record is from the annotation of a GenBank genome assembly.